GCACUUCCGCCAAAUGAAGACUCACUCUUCCGUUCGCGCGACGUUUCAUGGUGAUGAAUGCCCAUGAAUGACAGCAAUCGUCUUUGAAAACGACAGGUCGGUGAUGGUGAUGAUGGAUGACCCUGGCAGUUCUAGUAUUCCUGGGGCAAACCCAGAAGGUCCUCUGCCAGAAGACUCAGCAACUGAGGAACAGUCAGCUGAACCUGGCGGUCUUAAUCACUCACAGAAGGAGGUCCUGGAACGGUGUCUGCACGCGCUGGCUCAUGCCAAGAAUGACAGCCACACGUUGGCCGCACUUCUGCUGAUCACCCGCGUGUGCCCGGCGAACCAGCUGGACCGCGCGACCCUGCACCACAUCUUCGAGGCCGUGGGCCUCAACCUGCCCGCCCGCCUCCUGGUGACUGCCGUGAGGGGGGACGCCAGCUCCGGCCUGCCCCCCGAGGAGCUCCUCUCUCUGGGCACGGCGCUGCUGGCCGCCCAGAGCACCGACCCGGACAUGGCCCAGCACCCGCAGAUGCUCAGCACCCUGCCCAUGCUCCUCGGCCUGGUGUCGGUUGGACCCACCUGGACACCCACCACCACCACAACCACUACCAGCCCCCAGCAGCGAACGCCCACCUCCCACGCUGAUGACCAUGGAGAAGCGGGCUCACAGUCGCUACCUACAGAACCGGAGGCCAGGUGCGACGGCGACUCUCGUCCGGCCACAUCAGCGAGCGCCUCUGACGAAUCAGGUGGUGAGGGCACGCCCCCUGAGCUGACGGCCGUGCUCGACGAGGCGACCGCGUCGGACUGCUAUCAGGUGCUGGAAGCGCUGUCUGCGGUGUCGGGCGGCCCAGAGAGGCUGUUUUCGCGCGGGGCAGUUCCGGCGCUGUGCCGGGCUCUACAGCAGAAGCAGACCCUGAGCACGAAGAGGGGGCGGCCCCUGCUGGGACUUCUGCUGUCCCGGCUCGGUCCACAGGCUUGGCAGAAGCACCCGGAACACCUGAGAGGAACGCUGGAGGAGCUGUGCCAAGAAUUCUCCCACACCAAAGACAAAGAGAAGAAACAGCCGCAGCGGAUACUGGAGCUGUGCUCAGAGCUGCCGCAGUUCCUACCCCCGCCAGAGGGGGCGUUGGAGAGCACCGAACUGAAGAGGCUGGUGGGUGAGCUGUGGACUGUCUUGAGGCCACUGGUGCAGUCCAAACUGGGCACCAAGCAGCUGGGCCCAGUGCUGGCGCUCGCCUCCUGCCUGCUGGACCUCUGUGGCUGGGACUGUGUUGGACCUCCCCGGUUCUGCUGCCUGCUGGUGAACCGGGCCUGCGUGGAGGUGCGCAUGGGCCUUGAGGAGCCGCCCGGCACCGAGCUGUCCGCAGACCUGCAGCACUGGCUCACGGCCUGCUACCGCAUCAUGGAGGCGGCCAUGGAGCAGGCCUGCAGCCAGGGCCUGGAUUACAGCAGCACUGCCCAGACGCAGGGCUCCAUCUCGGGGAUUAGCCUGCAGCAGAGCAGGCAGGUGCUGGGCGUCCUGGAGGAAGCCGUCUCCGCCGUCAUCUAUUACUUGCAGCAGGUUGACCCUAAUUGCUAUGGCGACCCCUUCGUCUUCGCCACGUUCCGCUGCCUGUGUGCCUGGCUGGCAGAGGAGACUUCCUGUCUGAAAGAGGAAGUGACAUCGCUGCUGCCUUUCCUGAUUGGCUACUGCCGGGAUCACCUGCAGAGGGGCGGUGACGUGAAGGACCUGACGGCCUGCAUGGCGGACAUGUCCAUGAGCAAGGGGUCACGGGAGGACAGAUGGACUGGAGAACACGCUCUCAGGUAUCUACUACCUGCCCUGUGCCACCUGACAGCGGAGGAGGGCCCUCGCCGGGUGCUGCUGUCACUAGACACGCUCUCUCUGAUGAUUGGCUUCCUGAAGAGCGGGUGGGAGGAGCUUCAGAAGAGGGAGGGGAAGGCCCAGAGACGAGAGCCCGCGCUGGAGACUGCCUGCUCCGCCCUACUGAACAUCGCCGUGACCGAGCCGGACAGAGUCAGGAAGGACUCGUCAUUCUCAGAGCUGCAGAAGCUUCUGUGCGACUCGCUUCCUGUUCUCCUGCACAAGCCCCGCCUACUGGUGCUCUCAGCUAAUCUCUGCACGCUUGGCCUCAUGAUGGCCAGGACAAAGACCACACCCACUGACAUCACUGACCCAGGGGAGAAGCGCUUCUUCAACGCUGCCCUCCGGUUCCUGCUGGGUGCCCUGGGUCCUGCGCAGGAUGCCCUCCCAGGAUCGGUGGCCUUCGCCUGGGCAGAGAGCUGGGACGAGGUGGGGGAGCUGUGGAGACUUAGCCUGCAGGCCCUGAGUGCAUGCCUCAGGGCUCGGCCGGGACUGACGGUGCUCGCGAGGGAACAGAGCUGGUUGGCCAACGUCCUGGCUCAGCUUGGUAACAAAGGGGCCCGAGCUGAUGCACCCACACUGGAGGCCCUGCAGGAGGCGCUGUGUGCCCUGGCUCAGACGUGUCCGACCUGCAGGGAAGAGAUCAGAGAGGAACUGGGCAAGGGGCCGGCCACUCAACUGAAGGAGAUGAGCCAGCUUAGACAGGUCUUGUCUCGGUGAACGAUGAUGCAUUGCAGCAUUUACAGACUGACAUGCAAGAUAAAAGACUCACUCCCUUGAACAGAACUGCUAAUGUGUGCCUACACAGACACACACACCCAUUCGGAUUUAAAAUGUACAUUGCUAUUUUGUCCAGUCAGUAUUUGCCCACGGAAAAUUACUUUGGUCUUUGUUAUAUAUGUUGUCUGAAAGAAUAAAUAGCACUUCUAUAUUGCU
Engraulis encrasicolus (European anchovy) is the source of this 2788-nucleotide messenger RNA. RefSeq names its product neurochondrin (gene ncdn). Gene Ontology annotation, cellular component: dendrite. The coding region runs from base 68 to 2572 and encodes 834 amino acids. The transcript has 7 exons. The record is from RefSeq and is a predicted model, not a curated record. NCBI's taxonomy places the organism in Eukaryota, Metazoa, Chordata, Actinopteri, Clupeiformes, Engraulidae. Gene Ontology annotation, biological process: neuron projection development; regulation of neuronal synaptic plasticity.